Molecule: messenger RNA, 312 nt
Organism: Helobdella robusta
Lineage: Eukaryota; Metazoa; Annelida; Clitellata; Rhynchobdellida; Glossiphoniidae
Exons: 2
Coding region: 1-312 (103 amino acids)
Source: RefSeq, a predicted model, not a curated record
AUGCACAUCUUCCAGGUUUGCUUCAUUAAACUUUCAUCAUCUUUCUUAAGUUUCUUAGACUCGAAUAUGACAAAAAAGAUUCCCGCCUAUCACAUGUUUCGUUUGGCACGUAUUCAUGUACAUAUUGUUGAAUCCUCUGAACUUUGGAAGAGUGUAAUUGACCUUUUAACCUUUGAUGAAGAAGUGAUACAACCGAAACAUGUGACAGGUACCAGACCCUUUAACCUAUUAGCUAAGAUGUUCUACAUUGAGGCUGCAGUGAUCAGAUUCGAACGCAAAGAGAUUCUCGACCAUCACGUGCUUUGUGUCUGA